AUGGAUAUGAAUUCCAAUAUUGACAAUUUCACUCAUAUUAACAAAGGAUUUACUGGCACGUGGGUGGAAUUUAUCAGGAUUAAGUUCACUCGUUAUCCUCAGGACCUCCCUGAAAUCAUUUUAAUAAUACCUUUGAUCUGCACAAUUGGAGCAUUUUUGAACCUACACUUGAAAGACUUUCCAAUUCCACUCCCUGUGAUAUUAUUUUUAAUGGGAUGCAGUUUUGAAAUAUUAAGUUUUACAUCAGACAAGGUCCAAAAAUAUUCAGAUGCCAUACAAUGGAUGGAUGAAAAUCUUUAUUUUGAUUUAUUUACACCAGUAAUUGUCUUUAAUGUUGCAUUUGAUAUGGAUGUUUACAUGCUCCACAAGCUAUUUUGGCAGAUAGUUUUAAUUACAAUUCCUGGAUUUUUCAUCAAUUAUAUCUUAAUUCUUUGGUAUCUGGCAUCUGUGGAUAAAUUAAAUUUGAAAACAAUCUCAUGGUUAUUAUUUGCUGUUAUCCUUGUGAGUUCAGAUCCCAUGCUGACUGUAGCUGCUAUAAGAGACCUUGGUUUUUCUAGAGGUCUAAUUAAUUUAAUUAAUGGAGAAAGUCUGAUGACCUCUACAAUGUCUUUUGUUAUGUUUAAAAGUAUUGUGGAUAUUAACUCAAACCAGAAGUAUAUGAACCAUUCCUUAGCACAUACCAUCAUGGAUCAAAUAAUGUCAUAUUGUGGAGCAAGUUUCUUGGUUGGAAUUUUUAGUUCAAAACUGAUUCAGUUGUGGAUGUCUACUGUUUUUGGUGAUGAUAUCAAUCAUAUAAGUCUCAGCUUUUCAAUCCUGUACUUCAUCUUUUUUAUAUGUAAACAAGUUGGAAUGUCUGGAAUUGUUACACUGGCUACCAUGGGACUUUUUUUAAAUUCUAUAAGUUUUAAACCAGGAGUUGAAGCACUACUUCUCGAAUUCUGGAGUUGUCUAUCAUUUGUGGCUUUUCUUAUGGUGUUUACUUUCAUUGGACUUCUAAUUCCUGCACAUACGUAUUUAUACAUAUCAUUUUCAGAUAUAUACUAUUCAUUAAAUAUCUACUUCACACUUAUUGUUUUAAGACUUCUGGUCCUUCUAUUCUUGAGCCCUCUUUUGUCUCGACUUGCUGAUGGAUUCAGCUGGCGCUGGGCAUUCAUAAUGGUCUGGAGUGAAAUGAAAGGGGUGCCUAAUAUAAACAUGGCCCUUCUAUUCGCCUACUCUGACCUUCCUUUUGGAAGUGAGAGGGAAAAAUCGCAAAUAUUAUUUCAUGGAGUGUUAGUAUGCAUAAUUACCCUGAUUAUCAAUAAAAUUGUCUUGCCGAUGGUAGUUAGUAAACUAGGUCUUCAUGAUGUCACAUCAACAAAAUAUAAAUCACUUUAUUAUACAUUUCAACACUUUCAAGAGAUAACUAAAUCUGCAGCCUCCGCACUCAAAUUUGACAAAGAUCUUGCAAAUGCAGAUUGGAGCAUGGUUGAGACAGCAAUUAUAUUUCAAAACCCAUAUGCACUGAGCCAAGGAGAAACAACAGAACAUCAAAAGGUGAACUGUCCAAAAUGUAACAAGGAAAUAGAUGAGACCCUUAACAUUGAAGCAAUGGAGCUGGCCAACAGGCGUCUCUUGUCUGCACAAAUAGCAAGCUACCAGAGACAAUACAGAAAUGAGACUCUGUCCCAGAGUGCAGUCCAGAUGCUGGUAGGUGCAGCAGGAAGCUUUGGUGAGAAGGGAGAAUAUAUGAGUCCUGAAACAAUAAAAAAUUAUUCUGAAAGCAAAAAAAUGAUUACCUUUGUUAGAAAAAUAUUGAUGAAUUGGGUGUACAAUACUAAAAAGGAAAAAGGACUCCCAUCAAGACAUUAUUUUCUUCGUAUGACCCAUAAAAUAGUAUUUACUGAUGAAUUUGAGUAUAUUGGAUACAUUGUGAUACUAAUGAAUAUGUUCCUUAUUGUAAUUUCUUGGGUACCCACAUUAGAAGAGAUCUAUCAUACUGAAAUAAGACACUGUUCCUACUUUUUUCUUGCAUUGUACAUCCUGGAGACCCUAGUUAAGAUAGCAGCAAUGAGGAAGGAAUAUUAUUUACAGACCUGGAACCUAACUGAAUUAGCAAUUACAUUAGUUGGAAUCCUGGAGCUUAUACUAUUUGAGACACAAGUUAUUAGUGAAACUUUCAAUUUGGAUCCAUUAGAGGCCUUUUUUAGAUCUAUUCAACUUCUUCGCAUACUACGUGUUUUGAAGCUCAUAACACCAAAGUUGCUGCAAUUUUUAGAUAAAAGGAUGAGUCACCAGCUGUCCUAUAGGUAUGCUAUACUAAAAGGAUAUGUCCAAGGUGAAGCAGACAUAAUGACUAUAAUUGAUCAGAUUGCAAGUUCUAAACAGGUUAAACAGAUGUUAUUAAGGAGGAUAACAAGGAAUACGGUACAUGCCAUGAAAGAGUUAGGCUACUUAGAGUAUGAUCACCCAGAAAUUGCUGUCACUAUGAAAACAAAGGAAGAGAUUAAUGUCAUGCUCAGUUUGGCUAGAGAAAUUGUUAGGGUUUUCAGGUUAAAAGGAAUUCUUCAUAAAAUUGAAGCUUCUGAAAUUAACAAGUUAAUAACGGCCAAAAAAAGAGACUUACUUGAUUUUCAACCUGUCAUCAAGCCACUUACUAUUGGUCAAGCUCUUUACCAUAUUCCAUGGCUAGAUAAAAACAAAGACUAUAUAACAUUUAUUCAGGAAAGAGCCAAAUUUGUAACAUUCGACUGUGGAAAUGAUAUAUUUGAAGAAGGUGAUGAACCCUCAGGAAUUUAUGUAAUUAUUUCAGGCAUGAUAAAGCUUCAAAAAUCAAAACCAGUCUUGGUAACCGAUGAAAUGCUCUCUGAGUCGGAGGAAAAAGAGCAUCAGAUAACUUUCACAGACUAUGUGAUCAGUGGAGAAAUAAUAGGAGAGCUAAACUGUUUAACUAAUCAACCCAUGAAAUAUUCUGCCACCUGCAAAACUGUAGUGGAGAUAUGUUUUAUUUCCAAAAAUCACUUGUAUGAAGCUUUUGAAAAAUGCUGUCCUCACAUUGAAUAUAAAAUGUGGCUAAAACUUGGACUUUCUAUUACUGCCAAAAAAAUCAGAGAACAUUUAUCUUAUGAGGAUUGGAACUACAAGAUGCAAUUAAAGCUCUGUAAUGUUUAUAUAAGAGACAUACCAAAGAACACCAAGAGUGAUAUCUAUGAUGAAACUGUAAUUUAUGUCAUUCUCAUACAUGGAGCUGUAGAAGACUGUCAUUUACGAAAAGUUUAUACAGCACCUUUCUUAAUUCCUAUAACAUGUCAUCAGAUACAAGGCACUGAAGAUUUCACAAAGGUAAUGAUUGUUCAGACUCCAAUUGAUGUAAAAAAAUUCAGAUGGAGCACUAGAAAGUAUUUGUCUUCACGUCAAAUUUCUAGUCCAGCAGCAUCAUUGUGUGAGUAUGUGUGA
Messenger RNA from Phyllostomus discolor (pale spear-nosed bat), 3435 nucleotides. It is a transcript of the gene SLC9C1, whose product is annotated as solute carrier family 9 member C1. Lineage: Eukaryota; Metazoa; Chordata; Mammalia; Chiroptera; Phyllostomidae. The transcript has 25 exons. The record is from RefSeq and is a predicted model, not a curated record. Gene Ontology annotation, cellular component: membrane. Bases 1 to 3435 code for a protein of 1144 amino acids. Gene Ontology annotation, molecular function: sodium:proton antiporter activity. Gene Ontology annotation, biological process: proton transmembrane transport.